Messenger RNA from Trifolium pratense (red clover), 2495 nucleotides. RefSeq lists its product as uncharacterized. The transcript has 3 exons. The coding region runs from base 119 to 1039 and encodes 306 amino acids. The record is from RefSeq and is a predicted model, not a curated record. Lineage: Eukaryota; Viridiplantae; Streptophyta; Magnoliopsida; Fabales; Fabaceae. Gene Ontology annotation, molecular function: metalloendopeptidase activity. Gene Ontology annotation, biological process: CAAX-box protein processing. Gene Ontology annotation, cellular component: membrane.
AAGCUAGUGGAAGCAAGUGCCUCACAUUCCAACACUUGCAUCCGUAUAAGUGACUUCAAACUAAAGAACUUCUUGAACAAACAAUAUUACCGGAAAAAAACAUGUUGCUAAACCUUUGAUGCAAAAGGGUGACAAACAUGUGAUGUCGGUAACGGGGUGGUUACAACCUGCUUAUGUUAAAAUUUAUCCUCAACUUGUUAGUUUGGUGGUGACAACACCCUUUUACAGGCAAAUAAACUCAAAUAGUAGCCUCAAAUGUUCACCACCACAACUGCAAUUGAGGUCCAAGAGAUGCUAUUACAAAAGGAAAGAGCAAGACACGCCCUUUUCAUCAGCGUUGCAGGAAGAGGAUAGUCCAUGGGAGAGUGGUGAUGUAUGGUCCAAUUUUGCUCUCUAUCUAUUCACACUUCAUAUUCCUCUCAGUUUUUGUGGUUUAUCCGUCUUUUCCCUCCUCACAGGACAACAACAACUUCUUCACCCACAAACUCAGGCCAUAUCACUUCUUACCAUUCAAGUUCUUGAGUUUAAUGCAUCUCUGGUUUUACUGAAGUCCACGGCUAAACCACAAUAUAAACUUUCAAAUUUCUUCAAAAAUAAUGACAGGAACUGGUUUUUGUCAUCAGCUCUGGGAUUUGGGUUUAUUGUUCUUAUGAUUUGUCUAACAUCACUACUUGCUGACAGAUUAUUUGACUUUAAGCCCAUUAGCAACCCUAUACUGAAAGAGAUCCUACUGAACAGUGAUAUCUCAAGAGUGUCUUGUGUUGCUGCUUACUGCAUUGUCACUCCACUUUUGGAAGAAGUUGUUUAUAGAGGAUUUCUGUUGACAUCACUUUCCUCUACCAUGAAGUGGCAAAAUGCUGUAGUCACAAGCUCUUUGAUAUUCAGUGCAAGUCACUUUUCUGGUGAAAACUUUGUACAACUGUUCAUCAUUGGGUGCGUCCUUGGAUGCUCUUAUUGCUGGACUGGAAAUUUGAAAUCUUCCAUUGUUAUUCAUUCUUUGUAUAAUGCUUUGACCUUAUUAAUAACUUAUUUUUAUUAAAUUUUAUUCACAGGAAUCAAUGUGCAAAAUUCAUGACAUAUGGAAAUAUUCUUUAGUUUACCAUUUUUUUGCCAACAUAGUAGUAACAUUAUUAUUUGUUAAAGUAAAAUAAUGUUAGUCCGGAAAGUACAACUGAGCUAAUAACUGCAGGGACACUGAUUUGCAAGGGCUAAGUUUAACCCCGAGAUUCUCCACUUCUUCACACUUCACCCGGUUUCCUCCCCAUCUAACCCAGUUAAGCAUAUCACUCGGUGUUCCUGUCCAAGACCUGAAUGCAGCGCUUAACCACGAUUCCACAGUAAUUUCGAGGGCACUUCUGCUUAGUCACAACAACAAUAGCUUCUGCAUUCAUCUCAACAGCCACCCUUUGAAUUUGGAGUCUCUCAAUCGACUCCACCACUUCAAGCUGCCCCAAAGCCUCCGCAAAAAUCGCUUCAUCCGACCCAUUUACGAGCUUAGUCACAGCCGCAACGCAACUCCCAUCCCCAAUCGCAAAAUCAGUCAUAAACUCCAACGGCCAUCAUCGUAGAGUCAGCAUCUUUAGUGUGCUUUUUUAGUAGUAUUACUUUUAUACAGAAAUAUGUCAGAUCAGAUUAGCGGCGCAACUUAUUAUCUAAUCAAACAAAAUUUAUAAAAUAUAGAGUACUUGAGAAACACUCAACUAUACUGUGUAACAUGGGUCCCAUAGUGAUAGUUGUCCCAAUCUUAGUCGGCAGACAAGGAUUGGCCUACUAAAAGAAACCCAGCUAGACCCACUCGCUAAAGGCAUUUCUUCAAAUACUAGGGACGUGGACUUUAUACUUAUCCCACAAAUUGCGAUCGACAUCAAAGGACAACUCAGAUCUAUAUUUAAUGCCGUGGCAUCCACUGAUCACGCCACGUGUCCUAUGACGCGUUGGAUCCCACUACUUCUUUCCUUAAAUUAAGAUAUUUCUUUCUUCUUUUAUUAUUUUUGUGGUUAGAACAUAUUCUUGUUCUUUCUUGUGGAAUAGUAUAAAACUAAGUUGUUGUCUCCCUUUAAUUUCAUAACCAAACAAAUUCAUCUCUCUCAUCUCAGUAAUCACUAAUCACUAUGAGUGGGUUUGAGCAUCAAGUGAAAUAUAGAGCUAAGGAGGUGAAGAGAUUUUUCAACAAGGGAAUUAAUAUUGUUGGAAAUUCAUUCAAGAAAGGAUGGCACAAAGUCAAGCAUAUCAAACGCUAGUUAAUUAACUCAUCCAUAAUAUUAAUAUCCACUCAACCUCUUGCACUUUUUUUUUCUUACUUUUUUGUUUGUUUUUCUCUACAUAGGUUUGGUUUUCAUGUAUAAUUUCUUCUAAGUCUAUAUUGCUAUUUUUUGUGUCUCCUUUUUUAUGUAUUAUGGAUUUUAUUAUUUUGUAGAGAUUGUGUUUGCCUUUUUUUUGGGGUUUAAUGUAAUGUAAACAUAUUGAUUUAUAUAUUGUAUUUCUUCUGAUUUAAA